Messenger RNA from Melampsora larici-populina 98AG31, 555 nucleotides. RefSeq lists its product as uncharacterized. The transcript is spliced from 2 exons. NCBI's taxonomy places the organism in Eukaryota, Fungi, Basidiomycota, Pucciniomycetes, Pucciniales, Melampsoraceae. The record is from RefSeq and is a predicted model, not a curated record. The coding region runs from base 1 to 555 and encodes 184 amino acids.
AUGCCCAUUCCGAUUUCUUACACUGCAGUGUUAAGCGCGAUCCUACGCACAACCGGCGAUCCGGUCCGUGUCCACCCUGGGGAAGACGCACUCUCACAUCAUAUGACCCCAACCAACCUUGUGCUCAAGGAUGGAGAAGGCGAACCGCUCAGUGUCUCCGUGGAAUCCCUGUCGCUUUCUAUGGAAAACGAUUUGCUCUGUCGUGAUCGCACGGUACACUUGUCUGGUCCCUUUGGAGUGAAUCCUGUGUCACGCGAAGCCUUCAUCAAACACAGCCCGCUAACUCAGAGUGAGAUAUGCUCCGCGGCGCCAGACCCAAAAGAGAUUGCUGGGAAGGCCACCAUCAGUGGCAUCGGGAAGGUGGUCAACGUGUCUCUCACACUUGUUGACAAUCUCACCGAUGAAGAAGAGCAAUGGCACCUUACUGUAGACGCCGAACAUAAGAUAUUUGAUCCUAAGGUGAUUUUCAUGUUGUGUCCCUCUCUCUCGCCCCCCUUGGUGGUAAUCGAAUGGAGUUUACUGACCUGGUUGUUGUUAUCGUUGCAUCUGACUUAG